Molecule: messenger RNA, 3260 nt
Organism: Dipodomys spectabilis (banner-tailed kangaroo rat)
Lineage: Eukaryota; Metazoa; Chordata; Mammalia; Rodentia; Heteromyidae
Gene: Pdgfd
Product: platelet derived growth factor D
Exons: 7
Coding region: 208-1326 (372 amino acids)
Biological process (GO): positive regulation of cell migration; positive regulation of MAP kinase activity; positive regulation of protein autophosphorylation
Cellular component (GO): membrane
Molecular function (GO): platelet-derived growth factor receptor binding; growth factor activity
Source: RefSeq, a predicted model, not a curated record
ACCUGUUGUUUGUCCCGUCCCCGUUUAUCAGCGCGGCGCCACAAGGAAGUGCGGCACGCACACGCGCUGGAAAGUUCAGCAUGCAGGAAGUUCGGAGCGGGCUCGGCGUGUAACCGGGCGGCGGGGCGAGCGCGCGGCGGCGGCGGGCCAGCAGCGGACCCGCGUGUUUUCCCGACAGCCACGCGGUCCCCAGGUCGCUCAUCCCAAAUGCACCGGCUCAUCCUCCUCUGCGCUCUGGUGUGCGCCAACUUCUGCAGCCAGCGGGACGCUGGGGCCACCGCGCAGAGCGCAUCCCUCAAGGCUCUGCGCAAGGCCAACCUCCAGCGAGACGAGGGCAAUCACCUCACAGACUUGUACCGAAGAGAUGAGACCAUCCAGGUGACAGGCAACGGCCAUGUGCAGAGCCCCCGCUUCCCCAGCAGCUACCCCAGGAACCUGCUUCUGACCUGGCGGCUCCACUCCCAGGAGAAAACCAGGAUACAGCUCACUUUUGACCAUCAGUUUGGAUUAGAGGAGGCAGAAAAUGAUAUCUGUAGGUAUGAUUUUGUGGAAGUUGAAGAUGUAUCAGAAACCAGUACAGUUGUUAGAGGCCGGUGGUGUGGACACAAAGAAGUUCCUCCAAGGAUCACAUCAAGGACAAACCAAAUUAAAAUAACAUUCAAGUCAGAUGACUACUUUGUGGCAAAACCUGGAUUCAAGAUUUAUUAUUCUUUUGUGAAAGAUUUCCAACCAGUAGCAGCCUCAGAGAACAACUGGGAAUCAGUCACAAGCCCUAUCUCAGGGGUAUCCUAUAACUCCCCAUCAGUAACGGACCCCAAUCUCACUGCGGAUGCUCUGGACAAAACAGUCGCACAGUUUGAUACUGUGGAAGAUGUGCUCAAGUACUUCAACCCAGAGUCGUGGCAAGAAGAUCUUGAGAACUUAUAUGUGGACCUUCCUCAAUAUCGAGGCAGGCUCUACUACGGCCGGAAGUCAAAAGUGGACCUGGACAGACUCAACGAUGACGUCAAGCGUUACAGCUGCACCCCCAGGAAUUACUCCGUCAACCUCAGAGAGGAGCUGAAGCUGUCCAGCGUGGUCUUCUUCCCACGCUGCCUGCUCGUGCAGCGCUGCGGAGGAAACUGUGGCUGUGGAACGGGCGCCAAUAACUGGAAAUCCUGCACAUGCAAUUCAGGGAAGACGGUGAAGAAGUAUCAUGAGGUUUUGAGGUUUGAGCCUGGCCUUUUCAAGAGGAGGGGCAGAGCUAAGAACAUGGCUCUGGUGGACAUCCAGUUGGAUCACCAUGAACGAUGUGAUUGCAUCUGCAGCUCAAGACCGCCUCGAUAAAAGAAACAACAUCCUUACGUUAAGCAUGGAAGAAACUUUAGUUUGAAGAGGAUGUGGUAAAGGGACCCCUUUUCCCCCAACAGCCAAACUUGCUAGCUGUCUGCAAUGCAAUGAAAUACAAGUGGUUGCCAAGGCAACCUAGCUUUGUUAGUGCCAUGGCAAGUAGAAAGGUGUAUUAAUGUCUGUAUCCAAGAAUAUAGCGUUGCAUUUAAUGAUAGUAUAUGAGGAUAUAUAAGUAUAUGCAAUACCACUAUAUAUCCAUGCCUGCGUGUAAAUAGAUCAAAUGGUUUAUUUAGUAUGUAUGACCAUAUAGUCGAAUUAUUUACAUCCUUGAUAAUUUGCCAAAAUAAGGGAUGUGUUAAAUACACCAAACUAAUCUUAAGGAAAUUCAGAAGGUAAAUUUUCAAACUGCAUUUUUGUUCUUGAUCUCUUAAAGAGAGUAUCUUGCACAUAAGGAAUCAAAAGAUGAGCUUUUCUUAUAUAUAUAUAUAUAUAUAUGCCUUAAUUAUAAGAAAGGAAAAGCAUGGUUUCUGGGAAAAGGUAAAUAUACAACCAUUUUUCCCAUAAGAUACACUACAUACCUACCAGCAUGGACCACAAUUGCCUGUCUCUAAAAUGGUGCCACAAUAACAUGAUAAGAGUUUUAAAGUCAUUUAAGUUUUCUUUCUAUGCAUCCUAAUUCAUUUAAUAGUCAUCUCUAAAAGAAACCUCAGAAGGUUCAUUAUUAUGAUCCAUCAAGAGAUGAUAUAUAAGUUGGAACAGAAUUGUGGAUGUUAGUUUUUGCUUUCCAAAAUUUUCUCCACAAAAGCAAAUCCUUUCAAGAAUGUCCUGGGGAUUAUGGAUAUAUCUUUUAAACUGAUAUUGAUUGCAAGUUUUGGACAGUAAAAAUAAAACAAAAAAUAAAGCAUUAAAAUAUCAACAUAACUGGAAAUUAGACGAGAUAUUUGGUAGAAUCCAUAUUUAAUAAUGGGUUUAAACUCUUCUAAACUGUGCUGGUAAUUUCAUGCAUUUUUGCCUUUGUGUUCCUGUCUCCUCUGUACGUACACAUGGACUUACAAUAGCAUUUUUUGUUGGCAAGCCACAAUGGAUUAUUUAUAGCCUGAAAGCUUCUGUGCAGUAAUAGAACCACCAAAUUUUAUUGAUGUAAAAUCCCUAAUCACAGACUCACUCACCAUUCAGAAUUCCUGUUUCUAAAGCAGGUGAAAUCAGAUCAGGGGGGCUCUUUUUCAAAUCUGUGGUGCUUUCAGCUCUCCAAGGUAGAAGCCCAAGCAAGACCCUGGUCUCCUGCUAGUAAACUGCUUUGCAUUAAUUAUUGAUAUUUAGAGGAAAUUUUCCUCUCUGGCUCCUUCAUGUCUAUUGUAAAGAGACUGAUUCCUGAAGUAGGAAGUGCUUCAUCAUUCUGUGUAGUAAGAAGCGUAAGGGGAAACACUGAAACCAACAGAGCCAGGAGCUUACUGAGAACUACAUUUUUGCCUUCUUUGUGAGUCCAGGAUUCUACUGACCACAACACGCUUGUUUGCCUGAUAUAUACACCUGGGCUGGUUAAAUCUUUGAUGUCCAGGUGAACGGCCCCCAAACCACUUAAAUGGCUAGGUUUGAUGUUCUCACCUCCAAAACUAACUAUACUUGAGUAGCUUAUUUCUUCUCAGCUCUUAGGGAUGAGAGACUUGUGUUUAUUGAUAUAGACCUUAUAAAGCUUCUCUAAAAGUGUCUGGUGAUUUUACUCAGGGCAUGAGUGUUCAAAUUAAAUACUCCAUUGUUUUAAUUCUCUAGAAUCACAGAGCACACUCAGAAAUAGCCCAGGCAGACACUAGUAAUCAGGAACCACUCUUCCCCUUCCUGGCCACUUGUAAGUUUCCUGUGAAAAUAUCAGUUUCCUGAACAUCCUCGUCACUCACUGGUUUGUACAGCUCACAUCACAGCUCUAACUAUGA